Archocentrus centrarchus (flier cichlid) is the source of this 2889-nucleotide messenger RNA. RefSeq names its product cleavage and polyadenylation specific factor 2 (gene cpsf2). Lineage: Eukaryota; Metazoa; Chordata; Actinopteri; Cichliformes; Cichlidae. Bases 165 to 2528 code for a protein of 787 amino acids. Gene Ontology annotation, cellular component: mRNA cleavage and polyadenylation specificity factor complex. The transcript is spliced from 15 exons. The record is from RefSeq and is a predicted model, not a curated record. Gene Ontology annotation, molecular function: RNA binding. Gene Ontology annotation, biological process: mRNA 3'-end processing by stem-loop binding and cleavage.
CACGUGAUGCAGCGGCAAACAUGUCUGCUACAGUGAAAAACGCGAGCCAAAAUGGUUUAAUUUGGGAAUAAUAGGAAAAAAAAAAAAAACGCUUGCUUGUUUUUCUAUUCCAGAAGACAAAACCAUAUAUUAUCUUAUAAUUAAUGCGCGACAACUGAAGAGCCAUGACGUCCAUUAUCAAGCUGACCGCCGUGUCAGGGGUUCAGGAGGAGUCUGCCCUCUGUUACCUGCUGCAGGUGGAUGAAUUCCGCUUCCUCUUGGACUGCGGCUGGGAUGAAAACUUCUCCAUGGACAUCAUUGAUGCUAUGAAGAGACAUGUUCAUCAGGUUGAUGCUGUGCUCCUCUCCCAUCCUGACCCCAUACACUUGGGAGCCCUGCCAUACGCUGUGGGCAAACUGGGUCUAAAUUGCACUAUCUAUGCCACAAUUCCUGUCUACAAGAUGGGGCAGAUGUUCAUGUAUGAUCUGUAUCAGUCCCGAAACAACAGUGAGGACUUCACACUGUUCACUCUUGAUGAUGUGGAUGCUGCUUUUGAUAAAAUCCAGCAGCUGAAAUACUCUCAGAUCGUCAAUUUGAAAGGAAAAGGGCAUGGUCUUUCCAUCACUCCUCUUCCAGCCGGUCACAUGAUUGGAGGUACUAUUUGGAAAAUUGUCAAGGAUGGGGAGGAGGAAAUUGUAUACGCUGUGGACUUCAAUCACAAGCGAGAAAUCCACCUCAAUGGCUGCUCAUUGGAGAGCCUCAGCCGUCCGUCCCUGCUUAUUACAGACUCCUUCAAUGCUACAUAUGUACAACCACGUCGCAAGCAAAGAGAUGAGCAACUUCUUACCAAUGUGAUGGAGACCCUGCGUGGUGAUGGUAAUGUCCUUAUUGCCGUGGAUACAGCUGGGCGUGUGCUGGAGCUGGCUCAGCUCCUGGACCAGAUUUGGAGGACAAAAGAUGCUGGGCUGGGUGCUUACCCGCUCGCUCUGCUAAACAAUGUUAGCUACAAUGUAGUGGAGUUCUCCAAGUCCCAGGUGGAGUGGAUGAGUGACAAGCUCAUGAGGUGUUUUGAGGACAAGAGAAACAACCCUUUCCAGUUCCGACAUUUGACCCUGUGCCACAGUCUGGCAGACCUGGCUCGGGUACCCAGCCCUAAGGUUGUGCUCUGUAGCCAGCCAGACCUUGAGUCAGGCUUUUCCCGAGAACUGUUUAUCCAGUGGUGUCAAAAUGCUAAAAAUUCCAUCAUCCUGACCUACCGCACCACACCUGGAACCUUAGCCCGCUACCUUAUCGACAACCCUGGAGAAAAGAUGCUGGAUCUGGAGGUCAAGAAGAGAGUGAAGCUUGAAGGCAAGGAGCUGGAAGAAUACCUUGAAAAGGAGAAAAUUAAGAAAGAAGCUGCUAAAAAACUUGAACAAGCAAAAGAGGUGGAUGUGGACUCCAGCGAUGAGAGUGAUAUGGAUGAUGAUCUAGACACUUCAGUUGCAGUGAAAACCAAACACCAUGACUUGAUGAUGAAGAGCGAGGGCAGCCGUAAGGGCAGUUUCUUUAAACAGGCCAAAAAGUCGUAUCCAAUGUUCCCUACACAUGAGGAACGAAUCAAAUGGGACGAGUAUGGAGAAAUCAUCAGGCUAGAAGAGUUUCUGGUUCCUGAACUGCAAGCCACAGAGGAGGAGAAGAGCAAAUUGGAAUCUGGGUUGACAAAUGGAGAUGAGCCUAUGGACCAGGAUCUGUCUGUUGUCCCUACAAAAUGCAUCUCAAAUAUAGAAACCCUUGAAAUAAGAGCGAGGGUAACAUACAUCGACUAUGAGGGUCGCUCUGACGGUGACUCCAUAAAGAAGAUUAUCAAUCAGAUGAAACCCAGACAGCUGGUGAUUGUUCAUGGGCCACCAGAAGCCAGUCUGGACCUGGCUGAGUCCUGCAAGGCUUUUAGCAAGGACAUCAAAGUCUACACACCUAAACUUCAAGAAACUGUGGAUGCCACAAGUGAAACCCACAUAUACCAGGUGCGAUUAAAAGACUCCCUAGUGAGCUCGCUGCAGUUCUGCAAGGCCAAAGACACGGAGCUCGCGUGGAUCGACGGCGUGCUGGACAUGCGUGUAGUGAAGGUGGAUACUGGCGUGAUGCUGGAGGAGGGUGUGAAAGACGAGGCGGAAGAAAGCGAGCUGGCUAUGGACAUCGCCCCCGAGCUUGGCAUUGACCACAACGCCACAGCAGCGGCAGCACAGCGCGCCAUGAAAACCCUAUUCGGAGAAGACGAGAAGGAGUUUUCUGAAGAGAGUGAUGUCAUUCCCACGCUGGAACCACUGCCACCAAACGAGACUCCAGGGCAUCAGUCGGUGUUCAUCAAUGAGCCUCGUCUGUCUGACUUCAAGCAAGUCUUGCUGAGAGAGGGCAUCCAGGCUGAGUUUGUGGGAGGAGUGCUGGUAUGCAACAACAUGGUGGCCGUCCGCAGAACGGAGGCCGGACGCAUUGGCCUGGAAGGCUGCCUGUGUGACGACUACUAUAAGAUCCGGGAGCUGCUUUAUCAGCAGUACGCUGUUGUAUAGCAGCAGCAGGACACGCUGCAGCAGUACAGAGACGAGCCUUUACAAGGACUUUACUCCGAGAAGAAGCGUGUACCUCUGCCCCAUGAGCAGUUCCGGCUGUUUCACUGCAAACUGUGUUGUAUAUUUUUUCUUUUCCUGUACCUUUUUAUAUUUUCUUUUUCCAGAUAACCUUUUUUUUUUGUUUGUUUUAAUUGGUAGUUUAUCUCCAUAUUGUCAAAGGCAAAUGCUUUCCUGGACUGACCUCUCUGUGUGAGCAAACCACAAGGUUCUUGUAUUUCUACAAGUCCUCCCUCUGUGCAGCCACAUACAGACGAAUGUUUUGGGCCUUCAAAUCUGUCAUUAAAAACAUUUUUUUUGCUUA